Molecule: messenger RNA, 516 nt
Organism: Spirometra erinaceieuropaei
Lineage: Eukaryota; Metazoa; Platyhelminthes; Cestoda; Diphyllobothriidea; Diphyllobothriidae
Source: the annotation of a GenBank genome assembly
AUGUCAAAUGCGGCGCUACAAGGAUACCCUGAAAACCUACCUGAGGCGCCUGCAGAUCAACCCAACAAACUGGGGAGACCUCGCUCGGGACCGACCUACGUGGAGGAGAACAGCGAAGCCACUCGCAUCACCGCCGCCAAAGCCAAAAGUGAGACACGCAAAUCUCAACUACCGCCGCCGCCGCCGCCGCCGCCACCUCAGAACGCCAACGCUCAGUCACCCCGAACGCGUUCACGAUGUCAACGGACAUUCCGGGCCUCAGAUGGACUAGAUAGACACCUCUGGACCAAUUGUGGCACCCAGACUGCACCAAUCGUCGUCUUUUCGUCCACCUCUCCCCAGCCUCCCACGCCGUCAACUAACGUUGACCGCCUCCCGAACCACCACUACCAUCCUCCUCCUCCUCCUCUACCGCCGCAACGUCAACACCAACAAACACCAACAUCACCAUCGUCGAUAUCACAGAUGAGAGCCUGGUCUAUACCUGUCCUCAUUGUGUUCGCGCCUUCACCUUAA